CCCUCUGCAUUAGUCACUCUGUGCUGCCGGUAUCGCUCACCGUUAGAUAUAUAAACCAUCCUGCCUGCUCCAGGAGCCGAGUCAGUGUCUGCACACCGGAUAUCCGGGUCCGGUAAGGUAAGGUGGACGCGUCCCAUUGGAGCUUCACCGGGGGCGGAGCUACGAGCUAUGACGUCAUGUAAACAAAGUGAUGUGUGACAAGCUCCGGGUUAGGUCAUGGUUGUCCCUUUACUCGAGGGUUAGCCUCUUGUUGUCCUCACUCACCGGCUGCUGUGUCUGCGCAUGCGCAUUGGGUUCACACCACCACCAGCAGCAGCAUUAGCUAUGACCCAGGCGGAGAAGGGGGAGCUGGAGAAUGGGAAGGAGCGAGAGAGGGAGCAGCGCGGGGUGAAGAGACCCAUAGUACCCGCCGCUAUACCGGAACCCUUCCAGGACGUGAGUAUAGAGACAUACAGUCUGCUAGAGAACACAGCAUCAUGGGAGUUGUAGUCCUACACAGUCUGUUAGCGAACACAGCAUCAUGGGAAUUGUAGUCCUACACAGUCUGUUGGAGUACACAGCAUCAUGGGAGUUGUAGUCCUACACAGUCUGUUGGAGUACACAGCAUCAUGGGAGUUGUAGUCCUACACAGUCUGUUAGCGAACACAGCAUCAUGGGAGUUGUAGUCCUACACAGUCUGUUAGAGAACACAGCAUCAUGGGAGUUGUAGUCCUACACAGUCUGUUGGAGUACACAGCAUCAUGGGAGUUGUAGUCCUACACAGUCUGUUGGAGUACACAGCAUCAUGGGAGUUGUAGUCCUACACAGUCUGUUGGAGUACACACCAUCAUGGGAGUUGUAGUCCUACACAGUCUGUUAGCGAACACAGCAUCAUGGGAGUUGUAGUCCUACACAGUCUGUUAGAGUACACAGCAUCAUGGGAGUUGUAGUCCUACACAGUCUGUUGGAGUACACAGCAUCAUGGGAGUUGUAGUCCUACACAGUCUGUUGGAGUACACAGCAUCAUGGGAGUUGUAGUCCUACACAGUCUGUUAGAGAACACAGCAUCAUGGGAGUUGUAGUCCUACACGGUCUGUUAGAGUACACAGCAUCAUGGGAGUUGUAGUCCUACACGGUCUGUUGGAGUACACAGCAUCAUGGGAGUUGUAGUGCUACACAGUCUGUUAGCGAACACAGCAUCAUGGGAGUUGUAGUCCUACACAGUCUGUUGGAGUACACAGCAUCAUGGGAGUUGUAGUGCUACACAGUCUGUUAGCGAACACAGCAUCAUGGGAGUUGUAGUCCUACACAGUCUGUUGGAGUACACAGCAUCAUGGGAGUUGUAGUCCUACACAGUCUGUUGGAGUACACAGCAUCAUGGGAGUUGUAGUCCUACACGGUCUGUUAGCGAACACAGCAUCAUGGGAGUUGUAGUCCUACACGGUCUGUUGGAGAACACAGCAUCAUGGGAGUUGUAGUCCUACACAGUCUGUUGGAGUACACCGCAUCAUGGGAGUUGUAGUCCUACACGGUCUGUUAGAGUACACAGCAUCAUGGGAGUUGUAGUCCUACACGGUCUGUUGGAGAACACAGCAUCAUGGGAGUUGUAGUCCUACACGGUCUGUUGGAGUACACAGCAUCAUGGGAGUUGUAGUCCUACACGGUCUGUUGGAGUACACAGCAUCAUGGGAGUUGUAGUCCUACACGGUCUGUUGGAGAACACAGCAUCAUGGGAGUUGUAGUCCUACACGGUCUGUUGGAGUACACAGCAUCAUGGGAGUUGUAGUCCUACACAGUCUGUUGGAGUACACAGCAUCAUGGGAGUUGUAGUGCUACACAGUCUGUUAGCGAACACAGCAUCAUGGGAGUUGUAGUCGUACACAGCAUCAUGGGAGUUGUAGUGCUACACAGUCUGUUGGAGUACACAGCAUCAUGGGAGUUGUAGUCCUACACAGUCUGUUGGAGUACACAGCAUCAUGGGAGUUGUAGUCCUACAAGUCUGUUGGAGUACACAGCAUCAUGGGAGUUGUAGUCCUACACAGUCUGUUGGAGUACACCGCAUCAUGGGAGUUGUAGUCCUACACAGUCUGUUGGAGUACACCGCAUCAUGGGAGUUGUAGUCCUACACAGUCUGUUGGAGUACACCGCAUCAUGGGAGUUGUAGUCCUACACAGUCUGUUGGAGUACACCGCAUCAUGGGAGUUGUAGUCCUACACAGUCUGUUGGAGUACACCGCAUCAUGGGAGUUGUAGUCCUACACAGUCUGUUGGAGUACACCGCAUCAUGGGAGUUGUAGUCCUACACAGUCUGUUGGAGAACACCGCAUCAUGGGAGUUGUAGUCCUACACAGUCUGUUGGAGAACACCGCAUCAUGGGAGUUGUAGUCCUACACAGUCUGUUGGAGAACACCGCAUCAUGGGAGUUGUAGUCCUACACAGUCUGUUGGAGAACACCGCAUCAUGGGAGUUGUAGUCCUACACAGUCUGUUGGAGAACACCGCAUCAUGGGAGUUGUAGUCCUACACAGUCUGUUGGAGAACACCGCAUCAUGGGAGUUGUAGUCCUACACAGUCUGUUGGAGAACACCGCAUCAUGGGAGUUGUAGUCCUACACAGUCUGUUGGAGAACACCGCAUCAUGGGAGUUGUAGUCCUACACAGUCUGUUGGAGAACACCGCAUCAUGGGAGUUGUAGUCCUACACAGUCUGUGAGUCCAGUACUGGGCACCUUGAAUAUAGUGCUUCCAUUGGAAAGCGAGAGAAAUCAGACCGAAGGAAUAUCACUGGACAGGUUAUAUAUGUAUUGGUUAUGGAGAAGCACAAUGUUCUAAAUGCCUCAUUACUAUCCUAGCCACACAUUGAAGGGUUCUGUUUAUAUAGGAAACCCAGACUGUGAGCACUUGGGUGGCUGUACAGAUUAUACACAUUCAGUAACUGUGGACAGAUGAUAAGAGGGCUGUAAUCAUACUAUCUAGAAUGGGAGGUGCUGGUGGUAAUGGAUAUCAUUUGUCACAUUUGUUUAAAUGUAAUGCCAGGGGUCCAGUGAAAAUUGAUGUUGUUCCUUUUUGUCUUUCUGCUGAGUAGCAGAUACAGAGCGAUUUCAUUGUGGUGAUACACCCUGGAUCCAGCACCCUGCGCAUCGGAAGAGCUACAGAUACCCACCCGGCAGCAAUUCCCCAUGUCAUUGCUCGUCGUCAUAAACAACCAGGACAACCCACCUACAGUGACCAGUGGCUCGUGAGAGAUGGUUUGAAUGUAAGAACCUAAUAUUACAUAGUGCACUUAGCAGAGUGGUUAAACUAGUAGUGAGUGUGUUUCAAAUAAUUAUUAUGUGUAUGUAUAUGUAAAAAACAGAUACAAUUUAUAUCUUGUAAUACCUUUUUUAUUGGACUAACAAUUUUUUAAUGACAAACUUUUGGGAGGGCUCAAAUAUCUUAUGUGAAGAUCACAGAGUGGGGGAAGGGAGAGGGAAAAAAAAACUAGCGAAUGGUGCUAGAAGGGGAGAGUAUUAAUAUAAAGAAUGCAUGUAUAUGUAUACAGUAUUUAAUUUCCCGACCAUAUCAGUUGCAGCACUUGUUUUUAUCUUUUGGCUCACCAGGUACCGUUAAGGUUCUUUUACCCAGGUGGCAUUCCAUCCUCUCUCCACCUGGAAACAGUCCUCUUAGGGAUAUUGCUGCAGCUAGGUGGACCCCUUCUACAUACAUCCCUCAAUUUAAUAUUCUCAAAUGUGACUUUCAUGGGUUUUCUGGCAGACUGCAGGACGAUGCUCCAUUCUUUUCUGAGAAGGAGCAAAAGUGUGUGUAGAGCCACAAGACAGUGAGUGGUUACUGGAUUUGAAGAAAAAUAUCAAGGAAGGUGUUCCAAGAAAUUCUCUCAUGGAUUUCAUUAAGCAUAUACUUCUAGGAACUGAUUUCAUUGCUACAUAUUCUGUGGAUUUAGUGUUCAAGAUCCAUGGUCCUUACAGUAGCCACUAGAAAUGGAUGGGAUGGGAAGCAGAUACCGCUUCCGAAAAAAAAAGGUUUUUUUGUGCAUUACCUUAAUGGGGCAAAUUUUGUUCGGAGAACAUCUUGACAAAUGUAUAAAACUGGUGGCAGAAGGAAAGAUGGCUUUGCUUCCUUUGGAAAAAAGACAGCGACAUCAUACCUAUUUCGAGAUGCAAAGCAAUGCAAACCAGGAAAAUAAACCUGUUGAUACGUAGAGGUACAACCAGUCAGCUGGCAGAGUGGGAAGAUCCCACACUAAAUAAGAAAUUAUGAUGGACAGGAGAUUCAACCUUCAAUAAUAGGAGUCAGACUUCUUCCAUUUUAGAAAAUUUGAGUCUCACAGAUUCAAGACUCCUGGGUGGUCAGAACGGUGUUAGAGGGAUAUAACAUAUGCUUCCAACCAUUUCCAAAACCAUGUUUUCUUCACUUGAAACAUCUCCUGGAGAUUGCAAAAGUCUCCUGUAAUAGACGCACAUAGUUCCACAGGAGGAAAAAUUCCAAGGGAUAUGGAGACCAGUCCCAAUUGUUCAUGAUCUCAACAAGACCUUAUAACAAAGAAAUUUAAAAAUGUAACCCGUAACCUCUAGAUAAAUUGCAGUCUGCCUAAACGAUUGGAUGAUUUUGGUACACCUCAGAGACACUUACUUCUAUAUUCCAAGAUCGCCAAAAGUUUCUGAGGUUCUGCAUCCAGGAGAAUCAAGGAGCUCCCGUCUCAUGAAGACCAAUUAUUCUCUGAUGGACUAGGCCCAACUUCACCUAGAAGAUAUAUCAGCCAUUUAUAUCACAGGGUCAAAGAAUACCAUCGGUGAUUUCCUCUGCAGGAAAAAAAGAUACCCGGAGAAAUUGGGUAUUUGCCACCAAACAUUCCAGAAGAUUAUCCAUAGGUAGGGGAGUCCAGAGGUGGACCUAUGACCACAGUAGAGAAUCGCCAGGUGGAAAAGUUCUCUCGAUCUUUUCACCAUGUGGCGGAGGGAACGGAUGCCAAAGCACAUUCUUGGAAUUUCAAAAUGUGCUAUGUGUAAUACUUGUGGAAAAGUUAUUUGGAACUCAACCGCAGGUGAAUAAAGAGAUGAUACUGUCACUUUAAGAAAAUAAUAUUGAAAUAAAGCAAUUUUGCUUUGGCAAUCUUCUGUUGUAAUAAAAUUCUAAAAUGAUAAUGCACGAGCAAAGAUAAUCUUGCAGGUAAUUGCUUCAAUAUGAAUAAUGUUUGGCAAAAUUAAGUUUAAAUAAGGCAACUCUUUAAAGGAACACUAUAGGGUCAGGAACACAAACAUAUUCUCUAAUUUCUUCAAGGUGGCUUGGAUUAAGGCUUGAGUUUAAUACCAAGGUACAUGUUUCGACCUUAUCAGCCCUAACAGGGGAUAAAUGGGCUCUGGACCCUCAUAUUGUGCAACUGUACAACACCUUUCCUCACAUUUAGUGUUGUGUGGUCACUUUCUCAGAAAAGACUUGUUUGCUUUAACUGUGUUUUUACUGAAACAUGUUCCAAAGUGUAAUGGUGCCAUAGCUUUAAAAAAACAUGUCAGUCCAGUUUUUUUCCUGUUUGAUUUCAUCAUCAUCAUUUUUUUUUUUUUCAUGUAUUGACACAAGAAACAAGAAGGCAACGAGCAAAGACAAAAUGGCCUUAAAAUGGUGGAUCAGGCCAUCUGGUCCAAGAAGAUGUCCAAUGGGACAAGACGAAUACCUGUCCUCCCUGAGCAGGUAACCAAAAAAUAUCAGAACCCCAUGAAUUACAAGGGUGUACUUUUUUAAGAUGUAGGGUGUAACGGAUCACCUGGCACCCCGACUGGGUACCUCCAUUGAAGGAUGCUUCUAGCGCUUCCUGAGGGCUCCAAGCACUCCAGCAGACACCAUAACCACCGUAGACUCCUUCAGCGAGCAAAACAGGAACAAGCUCUUAAAAGAACUUAGUGAUUAUAGCAAGGGAAUAUGCAGAGCAUAGCAAUCCCUUGUAGCAGAUUCCACCAAUAAGAUACGGAACUCCAAAUUGAGGGUGAAGUAGAACUGACAGAGCUGUGGGUUUAUUGUUCUUAUAUACACAUUUGUACCACCCACAGGGUUUUGUAAAACAACCAAUAAACACGUACAAUACACUCAGACACUCCCACACAAAAUCCUCCCCUCUGCCUGUGAUACAAUUACCUUACACAAUGGGUUAAAUAUAAUUAUCACAGGCAGGAAAAUACAGUUUUACACAAUAUUCAUAACUUUAAAAGUAUGCAUCACAUUCACAUAAAUUUUCAGAAUCCGCAUACUCCAAAUACCAACAUACGUCAAAAUCAUACAAAUUGGUCCAGUGGGUCAAAAGUUAGAUCGACAUCCUUUGUGACCAAAUGAAGCAUGGCUUUUCUUGCCAAAACCAGUUUCACAGAGUCUUCUAUCCUUGAGAUAAUUGGGAAGUAAUCCAAUUAUCUCCAAGGACAGAGGCAAAAUUCCAUUAGCCACAUGGUAGUAAAAUACAUAAAAAUAUUUAACUGUGCAGCUAUUGCAUAAAACAGGUACAUUCAACAUAUCCCCGGAUAGCUUAGAUCUGAGCGCACAUUAUUACUGAAUGGCACUCAGAUCACAUACAUACAGUUCAAUUGCCAUGGAGCCAAAGUCUUUCACAUAGUCUUUCGUUAUAUGAAUGGGCUCCAUGGCAUAGCUAUCUGGGGUAACACUGCUCACAUAGGGAAAGUACCGAAUGACCCGGCUUUCAGGUCUUUGCAGGGGAAAAUUAAGCAUUUCAACAUGGGGCCAUAGUCACAGGGCAGGAGGCUGGCAAUCAGUCUUCUCCAAUGCCCAGUGGUAAGGCUGGUUCCGCCACAUAGGGCAAUAGAUGUUUUAAUUGAUCUCUAUAAAUCUAACCUUUCAGUUUUUUUAUAUCUGAGUAAGAAGCUUUACUCAUUUCUCUGCCCAACUAAGUACUUUGUAAAAUGUGCAUAAUGUAUACAACCUCCCAACCCUCCUCUAAUGGGCUCUCUUACAGUUAAAAUUGAAAAAGUUUAAGCUGUAUUCACUAUCACAUCUUGACUAUACUGGUAAUAGAGCUCCCUCUAAUGCUGUUAUCUGCUGACAUCUAUACUAAGUGUAUACAAUAAGUGGAAUUGUUGUGAAAUACGUAACUGUAUACCCAGAGAAUUGUGGCAUCAGUUCAGAAUACACGUAACAAAUUGAGUGCCUCCAGAUUGUCAAAUAUCAUUGGAAAACAAGCUUGCGCAUGUAAUUUGAAAUGGGAGUCUUGAUAUAUUUAAAGAACAGUUAAGACAUUAGAACCAAUAUUGCCUGCUGUAGUGGUAAUGGUCUCAGAAGUGCCAUGGUACCAUCCCAUGUAGGCAAACCACUUUUAAACUAUUUAUCACUUACCUGGGUAUCUUUAGUCCAGUCACCUUUUCGGAUAUAUCUUAAAAGAAUGUGACCACCUGCUUUGGAUACUUAUGUGCUGUUCCUGUUUAAUGGAAUUAAUUAGCAGUUAUUUAUGUUGAUCUUAACCCAAAUAACCUUUGGCAUGCUGUUUAACUUUUUUUAAUAUAUAUUUAUUUUCCAGGCCAGAGCUUACAAUAGACAGAUACGACCCGCUAUAUUGGAUCACAGUUCAGGUGUAAAAUGGACUAACACUUCACAUAGACCAGAAUAUCUUGUUGGAGAAGAGGUAAUUUUGUGUUUAUGUGUAUGUAUAUGUAUAAUUAUUUUCUUAAUUUCAUCCAUUUUAAAGGAACCCUCCAGACACACAAAUCACUUUGGCUUCCUGAAGUGCUUUAUGUGUCUGGAGUCCAGGAGAGAUUGUAAGUCUGUGUUCGGGAAAGAGGGGAUGGCUUACAAAAUGCUUCAUACAGUAGAUCUGCAGCUUUUCCAAAUAUUUUCUUUCAUAUACCCACAAAGAAAAGAAUGGGAUUAUUUACUAGAAUAAAAGUCAAUGGAAUGUUUCUUUAACUGUGCUAAUCCUGAACAUAGUUGUUCACAUAGUUGUUCUCCUUUAAUAAACUCUUGCUGAAGAACAAACGUUUGUUUGUUUGCGUAGUCCAAAUGAAUUUCCAGCUUAUAACAGGUUUAUAGUACGUGGUAGGUGCUGCACCUGCUUAUAGCUUACAGUCCUAAUUAACUAAAGCUACACACCUGUACUUAUUUUCUUUUCUUUUUGAUCUUCUGCUCCUCUUGGAGGAGAAAUGUUGAGGCCAACUAGAUGAAAAAAGUCCAUCAGAGCCAGUUAGAUGGAGUGUCUGGGUUACAGUCCAAAUUUUCUGAAAUCAGGGGCAAUGAUUGGUUAUCUAGUAAGCCGCUCUGUAGAUGCCAUUAGGAUAAGCUGCUCUGCUGUCAAAGCUACUGUACAUGGUAAUCCUCAUGUCACAUUGUUUUCAUAUCUAUGUUGUAGUUCGGAGAAAGUAGUACACAAAAUGCACAGGACAAAGCCGCCUCUACUUUGUCUUUUGAUCAGUUUUUACUGUAUUGGAAUUUCAGUAAAAUUCCAAAGCUGUUAAUGUGUGUAUUUUAUGAGGAUGUUGUCUUUAUGAUAUACUCCAUUUUGGGGGGUUGUCAGGGCCGCCUUAAGUCUGGCAUCUUUUCAAUUCUUUCGAGCUCUGCCCCAGCACACUGGGAAAGUGCACAAUGAAAAUUCAUAUUAAGAACUUACAAACUCCAUAUCUUCAUUGGAGGUUCUCCUCUGAUGCUUCAACCCAGCUGUGGUCUACAACAUAUAGUGUUCUCAGAAUCCUGUAAAUGUUCCUUAAUUAAUUCCUUGAAGGGUCUCUUGUGCAAAGCAAGAGUCAUUUUUAUUCUGGAAUAAUUUAAAUUCGUUAAGAUAAUCAGGCAAUAAAAUUUUACAAAUCUGUAUGUUUUGGCAGCCAUUUUGCUACCAUAACGUAUAGCUGCAAACUCUGUAAAGAUCAAAAUUCAAUAGAAUUGUUGGGAAAAUAUUCUCUGACCAUUCCUGUAUUACUCAGGAUUUUGCAAUUUAUAAAGUAAAUUUUCUCUUUUAUUUCACGAUGUUACUUCUGAGCUCUGUAUUGUUUUAGGCACUCUAUGUGAAACCUGCAGACUGCUAUAAUAUUCAUUAUCCCAUCCGAAAAGGCCAGCUUAAUAUCCACUCUGGACCUGGAGGCUCUCUCUCUGCAGUAAUUACUGAUCUGGAAACCAUCUGGUCACACGUGAUCCAGAAACUAUUAGAAAUCCAAUUAAAAGAUCUGAAGGUAUGGGAGUUAUGUUUUGGUUGUUUUUUGUUUUUGUUUUUUUUGAUGCCAGUGUAUGGGAAGUAUCUGUGCUGUAGGGUACUCUGUUUGGGAUAAAGUGCUUACUGUAUGGGAGCACUGCAAAUGAGAGGCUUAUAGUGUCCUGCUUUCUCUAUUUGUCUACUGAUUGACCUUUAGUGUGUGUAUGUGUUAAAAGUGGAGCAGCCAUCAAGAAACAGUUAAUUGAUUUUCAUGGGGAUUUUAUAAAUUUGCAAUUAAUCAGAAUAAAGUCUCUGACAUGCACCAUAAAACCUUUUUAAAUGUACUAUAGGAUAGUAUGUUCUAUACAUUCGUUUAUUAAUUUGUCCUCUGAAUAUUGUAGAUCUUUUACAUCCUGUUUUUCACUAAAAACUUUUAAUUAUUUUGGAGACUAGGAUAACCCUUGAUUUGUUUGUACUAGUAUUACAGGUGCAUAUUACUGAUCCCGGAUAUAUAUAACCGGCAACACGUGAAAGAAAUGGUGACUAUGGUCGUAAUGAAGCUGGGAUUUUCAGGUAUGAGACCCUGUUCGAAAGCAAAAAAACAGACGAUUUGCAUGUUGCAUAUUCAUGUUUUUGGUUUCCAGCAGGGAUAGGCAACCUUCAGCACUCCAGAUGUUGUGAACUGAAUCCCCCCUGAUGCUUUGCUAUCAUUAAAGCUGUAAGGGCAUUAAGGGAGCUGUAGUUUACAAUAUCUGGAGUGCCGAAGCUUGCCUACCUUUUGGUUUAUAGUUUGGUGAAGAAGUGAGUGAAACUGCCUCUUUGCUGUUUGCAUAUAUAAUUCCCAUAUUAAAGGUACACUAUAGUGCUAGCAAUACAACUUUAAUGUAUCCCUAGCACUAUAGUAUCCCUUUAAUGCAGGCUGGGAUAGGAAGCUAGGAACUGUGCCCAUGGAGAACUCUUCAAAGUCCAACCUGAUAUAUGCAAGUGAUACACAAGUUAUUUUUCGAACUGUAUUGUGGCAAUUUUUAUUGUGUUUUCCUCACCACAAUCUUUUUGACACCUAUCUAUAUUUAUAUGUGGUGUUCCAGGUAUUAUAGUCCAUCAGGAAUCUGUUUGUGCAGCAUUUGGAAGUGGCCUGAGCAGUGCUUGUGUUGUUGAUAUUGGGGAUCAGAAGACCAGUGUGUGCUGUGUGGAGGACGGGAUAUCCCAUCGGAAUACCAGGUUAUUGUGCAAGGAUUUCUCCCCCCUUUCCUUUGGUUACUUCCUACUACAAAUUAGUCUUCUUAGACACUUAUACAUUCUUAGAAAUUAAUUUUCCACAUCGACGAGAAACAUUAAAUAGUCACAAUUUCAUAUCCUCCAUGUGUUUCGUUUGGUACAAAAAUAAUUUAAAACAAAAAAACAGUUUUCAAUAUCCUGCAUUGGUUAUUCUCACAUUUAUAGCAUUAGUCACGUCACACUUCUAAACUACAGCAAAUCUUUCACCAUUUUGUUUCAGGCUGUGUUUGGCUUAUGGUGGCUCUGAUGUCACACGGUGUCUAUUCUGGCUGAUGCAAAGAGCAGGGUUUCCCUACAGAGAAUGCCAGAUCUCCAACAAACUGGACUGCCUCCUCCUCCAACAUCUGAAGGAGACCUUUGCACACCUCGAUCAGGUCAGAAUAAUUACAUAUUCUUAAAGUGAAAAUGAAGAGCUUUAUGCAUUUCACAUUGCUAUGAAAGUGGCUGUCACAUACAAAAACAUCUGCCUCUCUAUAAUUUAGAUCCCAUUUGAUGUCUUUAACCCCUUAAGGACACAUGACGGAAAUAUUCUGUCAUGAUUCCCUUUUAUUCCAGAAGUUGUGUCCUUAAGGGGAUAAUAUUGGAAGUGAGCCAAUAACCGCUCAUUUAAAAAUAAUUGUUUAAGUAUUGUGGCAGGAUGGCCGCGCUCUUGAUAAUAGACUUUAAAUGCAAGCGUCAGGGUGAAAUAGUAUUGCAGUUUAUUUGCACUUUUAACAGGGCAUACAAUGCUGUGCCUCACAGAAAUAAAUAAAACAAAAAGAAAAUAAAUCCUACUACAAAUUGGAUACUUACUAAACAACAGUAUUCCUAACUAUCCAACUGGCCAGCUAAUCCAGUUCUAACUAUCCAACUGGCCAGCUAAUCCAGUUCCCAGUUUUAAACAGUUUAAACACAGCACUUUAAGUAUCUUUUCCUUUAAAGUUUUGGCUUAACUGCCUCCUUUCUCCCAGCUGUUAGGCUCCCUGAUGCCUUCAGAGGCUGACCUUUUAAAACACAAGUGCAGGUUAAUUACUUUCACCUGAAAGGGCUGACUUCCACCAAUUAACCCUAUCAUGCUGGGAAUAGAGAGCACUCCAAUGGAUUACUUACAUAGAAAGCCUCUCUGACCCUGCCACAGUAUAUAAUUCUCAAAGUGGGUUUUUCAAAUAACACUAGAACAUAUUCCACAAGGUGGAUCUUUUAAGCGAACACUGCCAACACUGUAAGGCAGCCAAAAGCUAUAUAUUUAACAAUAUAUAGAUUUUUUUUAUUUUUUUUUAUUUUUUUAUUCUUGAAUAACUUGCCAUGUUACAUGUUCACUAGUUUACGAUGUUUGGUCAGGGUUAAUAUUAAGCAUUCAAUAAGCACUGUUUAUCUUUGUAGGAUGUUUGUGGCCUUCAGGAUCAUGAAUUUCAGGUUCGCCAUCCAGAUGCCCCGGCCUUACUCUACCAGCUCCGACUGGGAGAUGAAAAGCUUCAGGUAUCUAGCUGUUAAUUCUUAUUGAAGGGAAUGUUUUGGGGAAAGUGGGAGCACUUUAUCAACGGUUACCUAUAUCUCGAAUUAUAUUAUUCAUUUGACAGCCUUCUAUUUUUCACUAAAUAUCAAACUUUGUUGAAUGGGAAGGCCUCUUAUACAAGUAAAUGUCCUACUUGCCAACAUAAACUUGGUCGGUUGUUAACCCCUUAAGGACAAGACUUCUGGAAUAAAAUGGAAUCAUGACGGAAUAUGUCCGUCAUGUGUCUUUAAGGGGUUAAAGGAACACUCCAAGCACCAUAAUCACUACAGCACACUGUACUGGAUAUGGUGCCAGGAGUGGUGUUCUUACCUGUGAUCUGCUCCUCACCGCCAAUACUAAUGCCAGAGAUUUAGACAUUCUGUGUAUAAGGUAAGCACUGCACUGCAGGGAUUAGCUCACUGGCUAAGAGUGAUCAGCUGUUGCUAAUGCUUAUUAUCCAUAUAUUGUACAGCGCUGGUGAAUUGGUUGGCACUUUAUAAAUAAAAAUCAUACACUGCAGGCUAUGUAAAAUGUUGGUUCUUUCACCAAUCAGGCCCCAAUGGCACUCUUUUAUCCGGCUACAUUUGGGAUCACUGGACAGAAAAUGACCUGUUUGCAACAAAGAUCCCAAGGAGAUGCAGAGGAUCCACAUGAUGAGCAUUACCUGCUGACAACACAAAGCAAACAGGACCAGGUACUACACAUUCUGCCUAGAGGUGGAACAUAUUUUGUGCUAGAGUUUUUAACAACUACAAUUGGUACUUUUGCAAUAUAUUUACCUCCUCAAACAGUAAUUGAGCCAAUCCAUUGUCACAGAUUCUAAUACAUUACUUAUAUAUAUUUUAGACAAUGGUUCAUAAGUCAUUAUAUACACACCAAUGUUGUAUGAUAUUAUUUUAAAACAUUAAUACAAAUAUUUGACGUGUGUGUGUGUGUGUGUGUAUAUAUAUAUAUAUAUAUAUAUAUAUAUAUAUAUAUAUAUUCUGCUAUACAGAAAUCUGUAACCUCUAAAAUAAUUUGAACAUCUUUCGCUGUUUGUGUAUUUACCACUUCUUUCUACAUUCCUUUCCAGACUCCACUUCCUCAAUUUGUAAAAACUCUGCAGGUAGUAUUCAUUGCUCCUGCUUCAAUAAAUCUCCUAAUAUUGGAUCUCUGUUUUGUGUUCAACAGUGUGGCUAUUGCUUUGCAACGUUGCAAGCAGUUUAAUGCUCAGUGUUCUGUACAUUUUUUGUCUCUCAUUUGCAGUCUGCCAAAGCUGCAGCUGAUCGGAAAGCAGGACCAAAGUCCAGUUUGUUUGAUGAUUCAAGAGGUCUGGACCCAUCAGACAGAAGUCACAUGCAAGAAGCUGAGCUUGGAACAGCUCAGAAUGAUAGUUUGGCAUCUGCCAACGAUGCAGAGGAGUCAUCCUCUGCAUUUUACAAUCGUAAAACCGCAAUCUCUCAGUUUGAAGGGAAAGCACUAGGUCUGGAUAAAGCAAUUCUGCACAGUAUUGACUGCUGCGGUAAGAAAACAGAUCACAAUUUCAUUUUUAUUUGCCCCAUAAGGACACCCUGAUACAAAUUACAUCCAUUUUUUAUAUUGUUUUUUUUUUCCUUGUUGUAAGUCUAGAGCAAUCUUUAUUUUUAAUUGAACACUUUUUGUGGUCUUUAGUCAUUACUUGCUUUUCUCAGAUGUUACUCCAUGCAAAAUUCUCAGCUAGUUUCCAUUCCUGGAAGCAGGUUGAGGACCAAUCUGCCUAAAGUCUGUGAAAGUUCAGGGAUCAAGUGACAUCAUUGUUCUCUCUGGUUUUCUGUUUUCAGAUUACUGAGGACGUACAUUCCUUAAAGGGACACUACAGUCACCAGAACAACUACAACUUAGUUGAGACACUGAACUUUCCUCAUAGAGAUGGAUUUAUUCACUACAUCACUAUGAGGAGAUGAUGAUUGGCCAUGGUAAAAUUUGUCUCUGCCCCAAGCCCACCUUCUUUGGAAAUCUCAGACCGUUCAAUGCUUUUGGUGGGAAAGCAUUGUGAUUGGCUGAGAUCUCCACUUCUGAUGAUGUCAGCCAAGGAGGUGGAUCAGGGGCAGAGUCAGCACCAGCAGACUAAAUAAAAGUAAGAUUCUUACUAUAUUUAGGUGGAGCCAGGGGGGCUAGAUAGUGCUUUUUAACUAUAGGGUCAGGAAUACACAUUUAUGACGAGCAAUGUAAUCUUUAGUUAGCACUAGAGUUACAACACACUAUAAUUAGUCAUACUAAUUAAAGGCACACUAUAGUCACCAGAACAACUACAGCUUAUUGAAUUUGUUCUGGUGAGUAGAAUUAUUACCUUCAGGCUUUUUGCUGUAAACACUGUCUUUUCAGAGAAAAUGCAUUGUUUUACAUUACAGCCUAGUGAUAACUUCACUGGCCACUCCUCAGAUGGCUGUUAGAGAUCCUUCCUGGGCCAUGGCUGCCUGAAAUGCAUCCAAACAUUCAGUGUAUCCACCCUCUGCAUGCAGACACUGAACAUUCCUCAUAGAGAUUCAUUGAUUCAAUUGAGGAGAUGCUGAUUGGUCAGGGCUGUGUUUGAAUUGUGCUGGCUCUGCCACUGAUCUGCACCUUUGUCAGUCUCAGCCAAUCCUAUAGGGAAGCAUUGUGAUUGGAUCAGGCUACCACUUCUAAUUAUGUCAGCAGGCAGUGGGCAGGUCUGAAGGAAACAUGCACAAAGCAUGCAGCUGUAGACUUGAAUACAAGUAAGAAUUUACUAUAUUUAGGGAGGCAUGAGGGGAUCAGGGGGGCUAGAUGGUGGUUUUAACCCUAUAGGGUCAGGAAUACAUGUUUGUGUUCCUGACCCUAUCGUGCUCCUUUAAUAGAAGACAGAUUGAUUAAACUUCAGAUCAAUCUCUCCCAUUGGCUCUGACCCUUUAUUCAUUGUGUUUUUUUUUUAUUACAUGUAGUAAAAUUCUCCUUGUAUAUCUAUGUCUAUAUAACACAGUGAUGAAUAAUGUGCAUUUAAAGUACAUUUUACAAUACACAAAUGUAUUAAUAGAAGUCAAGCCUGGCUACAUUAACCUUACAAGUACAUUCUAAUAAUUCUUUCUGAGACUCUUUUCUCAAAUAGAAUGGUAAUGUAUAGUUGAACAUGAAAUCGUUCAAAUAUUGCUACAAUAUACUGUGUUUUUAUUCACUGCAGAUUGGGGUUAGCUUGUGAACGCAUUCUGUUUCUUUUCAGCAUCGGAUGACACCAAAAAGAAAAUGUAUAGCUCCAUCCUUGUGGUUGGAGGAGGUCUAAUGUUCCACAAAGCUCAACAGUUUCUGCAGCAUCGAAUACUGAACAAAAUGCCUCCGUCAUUUAGGAGAGUUGUGGAAAAUGUUGAGGUUAUCACUAGGCCAAAGGUAAAUUUUCCUCCAUUAAUAUUAUUGCCUAUUAAAUUAGAUUUUAUAUACAGAGAAAUUAACCAUGCUUAAAUGCUUUUUUUAUUGCAGUCUUUUCUGAGGUUUUAGAAAAUGUCUUGGCUUUUUUUUUCUUUUCUUCCAUUUUGUUGUCUCAUGCAGAGAGUAGCCAUUAUUUAUAAUCUAACAUACAUAAUCAAACUCCCACUACUCUUGGGCCUCAGCAAUGUCCGUUUUUAGUAUCUCUCCAAGGGCCAUUUAAGUGUAAACUCGCCUACCAUGUCAAAGUAAGUCCUAUGCUAACAAUUCAACCUACUUCCUUCAGCUUCAGGUAAAAAGAAAAUUCUCUGAGACCGAGAGUGGUAGUUUUCUAAGCCCCUACAUACUUAUUGACCCUUAAUAGAGAACACAUGGAGCAGUGGUGAAACUAAUGUAGAGAGGGCCAUAGUACAAGAAAGUUUUUCAGGCCCUCCUCUAUUGCCAGGGGUGGCCAAAAGGUAGCUCCUCAUCUGUCAUACAACUCCAGCGUUGUUAUGUCAGCUGGGCAUCUACCAUUUGCCCAUCCUUGCAGGUUGUAUUCGUGCACUUGAAUUGCGCAUGUUUUGUAUAGAGUAUAUGUGUCCAUGUAAGGGGGUAUUAGUAUGUACUACUGCCAAUGGAAUGCAGUAGUGUGUUUGCAUGCAUUGGUAUGCUUGUAUGUAGUGUUUGCUUUUAAAUGGUGUGCUUUUGUGUAUAGUGCUGGUGUUUGACUGAAGCUUGUAUAUAUUUUUAUUGUAUUAAUAAAGGGGAGUGUUUGUAAAGUUUGCAUUUAAUUGCAGGAGUGUGUUUGGAUGUAACAUAAAUGCAAACGUACAUUUGUGUGUAGUAUUGGUGUUUGAGUAAAGGGGGCGUAUUUGUAUAUAAUUUUGGAGUCUGAAUGCAGGGGUGUGUUUGCAUGUUGUGUUUGAUUGCUUAGAUGCAUGCAUAUAAACACAUCUUGCUACAUACAUAAUUAUAAUUUAUAUAGUGCCAACAAAUUUCGCAGCGCUUUACAGUGGGUGGACAAACAAACAUGUAGUUGUAACCAGACAAGUUGGACACACAGGAACAGAGGGGUUGAGGGCCUUGCUUAAAGGACCACUAUAGGCACCCAGACCACUUCAGCUUAAUGAAGUGAUCUGGGUGCCAGGUCCAUCUAGGGUUAACCCUGCCUGCUGUAAACAUAGCAGUUUCAGAGAACACUAGGGUUAAUCCAGCCGCUAGAGGCGCUUCUGCACUUCUCACUGAUUUUCACAGUGAGAAGACGCCAGCGUCCAUAGGAAAGCAUUGAGAAUGCUUUCCUAUGGACUGACUGAAUGCGUGUGCUGCGCUGGAGAAAGGUAAGGGAUUUAACCCCCUUCCUCCCACUUCAGCCUGACGGGAGGGGGGCCAUGAGGGUGGGGGCACCCUCAGGGCACUAUAGUGGUCCUUUAAUGAGCUUACAUGCUAGAUGAAGUAUGGUAAAGUGACACAAAAGGUAAGGAUAGUAUUAGACUAAUGACAGUUGCAAGAGAGGAAUCAGUUGGGAGCUAGUUUAAUCUGAUAAGCUUUUAUGAAGGUUUUGGUUUUUUUGUGUGGUUUUUUUACAUACAUACUUACACAUUAACACACAAUAUAAACACACAUACACAUGCUGACACGUGCACACACCCUGACAUAUACACAUACUGACACACAGAUACACACACACACACAUACUGACACACAUACUAUCACACGCACACACUGACAUACAUACACAUAAACACAUACAUGUUAGAAGUAUCCUGUUAACAUGCCCCACAUUCCUAUUAACCCCAGCAGGCCCAAUCCAAGCCACCCUCCUGUUUACAUACCUUUAGUUUUCAGGAGGGUAGCCUACUGCUGGCUGGGGUUGAUUGGAAUGUCUGGAGCAGCUCUCGGGUUGCUCCUCUUCCGACUGCUGCCUGUGGUGCCGCUGCUUCCCUUCCCGCUGCAUUCAAACAUGGCCGUGUAAUACAAAAGCAAAUGCAAAUAUACUAAAAUAAAUCCUGCGCUCAAAGAGUUUAUUGCACAUUAUCCCAAAUCCCUAUUUAAAUAACUGGAGGUUUUUAGUAUCAUUCCAAUGGCCAUUUAAGUGUAAGCUCACCUGCCACGUCAAGGCCUCGUGCAUAGGGAUUUGGGAUAGUGCAUAAGUAACUCCUUUUUUCUUUGGUUUGUGGGUAUGGUAUGUUAAUGCAGUGUAAAUGGAAACAGCUUGUUGUUUGGUUCUUUAAUAGCCAGUUUGGAAUGAAGUAAUUAUAAUUCUUUUCAGGUUUGUGGCACAAUCUGAUGUUCGGGGUGUGGGCAGUUGUCUGGAAUGGUGAACUCAAUGGGCUUGAGUUUUUUGUUUUUCUCAAUUUUAUUCCUAUGAAGUACCAGCUUUCUAGAUCUUUUCUUUUUUUGCUGUAUCCUCUCCUGCAUGGAGCAGCUAUUUUGUGAACAGUUAUAGAUUCCAUUUAUUGCAGCUUUUGUGAUAUUCUUUUGUAACAAGUUUAAACUGGUACAUUGCUUUAAUUUUUUCCUUCAUAAAAUACCUUGCUUAUGUUAUCUGUUUAUGACAUUUUUACUGAUUUUUGUUUUGUAGAUGCUUGUAAAAAGAGACCAUAUAUAUUUACUAAACAGAAUUACUGAUUUUUUUUUGUUUAUAAAUCCAGAUUUACUUUAAUUUGUUAAGGACAGCGGGCGUUCUAUGCCAUCCUGAAUACCAGCGGGUGGCAUAGAAUGUCACCAGCAGUCGCGAUCCUGGGGCCUGCCUGACAACCGAGGCGGAUCCAUACCUCCCGGGCCAUAUGAUCACGAGUUCCUCACGAUCACAUGGCCGGAAUGCCUGUCCACAGCUCUGUCUGCCUGGGAUGUCAGGCAGUCCCCCAAUGCCUGUAAAAAGUUUUUGUGGGUGCACUUAAUAUGACAGAGAUGAAUUAUGGUUGAACAGACAUAUAGUCAAAUUCUAAGUUUUGUUUUGAUCAGAACAUAUACAAUUGCCUCUGUCCUCAAGGGACAUCUGAGGUUUGACUAAAAUGUCAUGUUUUUUUUUUUAUUUAAGACACCGUCAUUUUUGUUUUACUAUCUAUUUGAAACAAUGAGUCUGUCCUAAGCCUAAAAUGUUCAUUAUGUCCUGCAGGAUACAGACCCCAGGUUACUUGCAUGGAAAGGAGGCGCCGUUCUCUCAUGCCUUGACACCACACAGGAGUUGUGGAUCUACCAACAAGAAUGGCAGAGAUUUGGAGUUCGCAUGCUACGUGAAAGGGCAGCUUUUGUGUGGUGAAGACAUUUAAUUGGUCUCAAUUGUCUUAAUGGUGCUCCAGAAUGGCUUGUUGCAUAGAACCCUACAUGUAACCUGUUUCUAAAUACAGGGUCAGGUUAACUGCUAUUUUAUGGCUCAAAGGGACACUUCACUGCCCAAAUACAAAACAAGCAAAUAAAAAACAGUUUCGUAGAUAUACCCAUUAAAACAUUGCAUGCAUUUAGUUAUGCAUAUUUUUUUCAUUAAGCUAUAUCAAGUUCAGCCUUUCUCACGUUUUAUUUUUGCUGUUGAUCCAAAAGAAAGCAAAUAACCCAGUUUGAAGAGCUUAAAAUUUUGCAACAAACUAGGAAAAAAAAAAUCCUUCUUGACCCCAGCAUGGCAGUCAGAUCUCUCCAUGGAUCAAAAAGCUAAUGUUCCACAAAGCUCAACAGUUUCUGAAGUUCUGCCUUUGCAGUCCCUCCCCUUUUUCCCCUGUCCAUUCAGACUUCUUAAUGCUGCUCAGUGAGAAGUCUUUGCAAGAUGCUCUCUCUAGUUUAGCUCCACUGAGCUAACCAAACCAGGAAGUAAGAGGACCUGUUGUUUGCUUGAAAACCAAGGGGCUGUAACCAGGUUUAUUUAUAAAAGUAAAUGAACAAAUAGGAUUUGUAACGCUAGUAUGGAUGUGAAUAGGCAGCUGGAAGUACCCAAGCCAGAUUCUCUUCUUUCUGGUAGUAGAUCCCUGAGAACAACUAAAAGAUGUUGCUACCCUCCCACUAACGUAUAAUUUAUAAAAGUGUAAAUUUCUAUUGAAAUGUGCACUUUUUGCAAAAUGAAAAAAAAAAAAAAAUAGGACACACUUCACACAUGAAGCUUUGCAGCAAGGUAAAGAGCUUUUGAAGCCUGGAGUGUCUCUUUAAUUAAGGCACAAACUUAAAUUAUCACUUUUAUUAGCAAGGAAAAGCAUCCUCAGGUCUAUACAAAAAUCUAUUAUCGGCAUUUUAUAUUGUUAGAAAGCUCUCUCUCUCUCUCUCUGUGUAAGUACCAAGCUAACCUUUUGAUUGCUAUAUUGGAUUUGUUCAUUUUUGAGGCUGGACCAGUUUUGUCAUCAUUCUAUUUCCUGCAAACGACACAGUUUGAUAUGUUGUUAAGACUAUAUAAUAGCGGAGAUUAAUCAGGAUCUUCAGUCACGUUCUAAGAGAUGCUGUAACAAAUGCAUUGAUUAUAUCUUAGAUCUAUUUUCCUAAAGUGGUAAAUGAAAAGCAAAUCAGGCAACUAAAUAUUAAGCAUUUUUAACCGUACUCCAAAUACAGUAUGGUAUGAAAUAUAUAUGUAUGGUUUUAAAUAACAUUCUCUGCUCUGGCCCCAUAUUGGGGUGUUUGUGAUUAUGAGCCUGUCUGUGAACCUUCUGUACAAAUUGCCGACAACGUGAUGUACACAGCCUAUUCCCCAGCCCUGUUACCAUGUGGUAAUCGAAUGGUAUAAGGAUAAACAUCAAUGUUUAGUUCUACUGCAAAUCAGAAUAAUUAUCUGUUAACCAAAGUUGUACAAGCAAGUUACCAAUCCUUAGUGGAUUAUUGUGAUAUUAUUGAAUAAUGUUCUAAGUUACUCAGUUGCUAAUCUGUAUAUAUGUGUAAUAUGCAAUUUUUAUACAGAUUUUAUUUAUUGUCUCCAUGACUGAUUGAUUUAUGGACCAGAAAUAAACAUUUUUGUUUUCUGUU
Messenger RNA from Pelobates cultripes (western spadefoot toad), 20149 nucleotides. Lineage: Eukaryota; Metazoa; Chordata; Amphibia; Anura; Pelobatidae. The record is from the annotation of a GenBank genome assembly.